Morchella importuna is the source of this 765-nucleotide messenger RNA. RefSeq lists its product as uncharacterized. Bases 1 to 765 code for a protein of 254 amino acids. The transcript has a single exon. NCBI's taxonomy places the organism in Eukaryota, Fungi, Ascomycota, Pezizomycetes, Pezizales, Morchellaceae. The record is from RefSeq and is a predicted model, not a curated record.
AUGGCCGAUGUACGCAAACUCCUCCAAGCAGAACGCCGACUCCGAGAAACAGCCAAAUCCAAGCCCGACCGGCCAGUGCCGGGCAAUUCCCGCGCCCCAGCAAAACGAUCUCUUACUGAGCUUGAUGAGGCUGUAGCAGAAGCCACAAAACGACCAAGAACCACAAAACCCUCCAACACGGCUUUCUACGAUGCAGAUGGUACAGAGGCAGUUAAAACAGUUAGGGGUGACAACACAUCCCCACAGAAUCAAAGGGAAACUGCAGUUGUAGAAAGGGACGACGCGUCUAUGGCAGGGGCGUCGGACACUAAAGUCAACUCGUCAACACUACCUUCAGGCUUCUUUGGAGCAGGAUCGGCGGUACCGAGUAACGCACAGGUCGAGGUAGAUGAGGAUGAGUGGGCCGCCUUUCAAGCUGAUGUAGUGGAACCUGUCGCGCCCGUAACGUCCUCAGUCAUGGUUAUUGAGGCGGCGCCGACAACAAGCAAUCCUGCUGCAGCUGCUCCCGACGAACAGGACGUUGUGGAUGACUAUGCCAGGGGAGAGGAAGAAGACGCAAAGCAGAAGCUUCUAGAUGAGUUUGAAGAGAUGGAAGGGCUGGAGCAGCGGGUACUGCGCCUGAAGGAGAGACGAGAAGCGCUGAAGAAUAAAACUCCUGUAGGGAUGGAGUUAGCGGUAGAUCAGGACGAUCCAAGCGCUGAAGAAGAUGAAGAUGAUGAUGAAGACGACGACGACGAUGAUUUCUUCCGGGUUAGAGGGUCAUAG